AUGGGCGUGUUGCCUAAGAAGGCAGCGGAAGGUGGCGCGAAGGCGGCGGCUGAAGCGGGUUUGAAGGCAGGGGAGGUCGAGUCAGAGGCGAAGGCAGCAGAAGGCGCCGAUGCGAAGGCUGGACCUGUUGCGUCGUCGAAGGCGGGUGCUGGGCCUGCGUUGCUUUUGAAGAAGUCAAUGGGCGUGUUGCCUAAGAAGGCAGCGGAACCUGGCGCGAAGGCGGCGGCUGAAGCGGGUUUGAAGGCAGGGGAGGGCGAGUCAGAGGCGAAGGCAGCAGAAGGCGGCGAUGCGAAGAGCGUGUCUGGGGUCGAUGCGAAGGCUGGACCUGUUGCGUCGUCGAAGGCGGGUGCUGGGCCUGCGUUGCUGACGAAGAAGUCGAUGGGCGUGUUGCCUAAGAAGGCAGCGGAAGCUGGCGCGAAGGCGGCGGCUGAAGCGGGUUUGAAGGCAGGGGAGGGCGAGUCAGAGGCGAAGGCAGCAGAAGGCGCCGAUGCGAAGAACAUGUUUGACGUGGUUCCUAAUUCUGCUUCAGUCCCGGAUCAGGUCGCCGAGGAAGAUGCUGGCGUAAGGAGUGGUGCCACGUCAGUGUCGUGGUUCGGUUUCUUCUAG
This is a messenger RNA of Eimeria tenella, 606 nucleotides long. RefSeq lists its product as uncharacterized. The transcript has a single exon. The coding region runs from base 1 to 606 and encodes 201 amino acids. The record is from RefSeq and is a predicted model, not a curated record. Lineage: Eukaryota; Apicomplexa; Conoidasida; Eucoccidiorida; Eimeriidae.